AUGCUUUCAACACUGCUAUGGCUUGGACUAGCAGUAUUCGUACUUGUAACACAGAGUUAUACAAUUCUAGCGCGCUUCCUACGCCUCCUAUUGCAUACGUACUUUCGCAAGAUUGUCGUCUACGGACUCAAUAAUUUUCCACGUGAAGGACCGGUAAUAUUAUGCCCAAAUCAUCCUAAUAUGCUUGUUGAUGCCAUCCUUGUUAUUACUGAAGUUGUUAGUCAUGGUCGCAAUCCAUACGUGUGGGCAAAGGGCUCACUUUUUAGUAACCCCAUCGCUUCAUUUGCUCUCAAGAGGCUUGGUGCAGUUCCAGUAUACCGCCCACGACGCAAUGAGACCACGCUUGCUGAUGUGGAUUCCGACAAGACACCCGAGGAACUAGAGGAAGCCAAUCGUGCUAUGUUUGAGCAUACAUGGCGUGUGCUUGCUGAUGGCAAUGUCAUGGUGCUUUUCCCUGAAGGAACGUCUUACACUGCGCCGAAGAUGUUGUCACUACGCACAGGUGUUGUGCGCGUGGCGACAGGUUUUGCCAAAAACUAUGACACACCCAUCCCGAUCAUUCCUCUUGGACUCAAUUACUUUAACAAGGAUCACUUUCGAAGUCAAAUGACGCUGGAAUUUGGUCCGUCCAUGAUGAUCACGCCCGAUAUGGUGCACAACAAAGCUUUUCAGAAAAAUGAACACAGCGAAGUGAAACGCUUGACGCUUGAGCUAGAGGAGCGAAUGCAUGACGUGACCUUGAAUGCCUCUGAUUUUACUACCAUUCAUAUUGCGCGAAUGAUGCGGCGUUUGUACCUGAAUACACCUGGAACCAUUGAUGCAAACAAAGAAGUUCGUUUGACUCAGUACAUUGUCAACAUGCUAGAAAAGGAGCCACAAGAUGAGGAGCAAAAGGAGCGAAGUGCAACGGUUCGUGACAAGGUUAUGCAGUACAAAGAGCAGUUGGAGAAGCUGCGGCUGAAAGACCAAGAAGUGAAUUUGCCAGUACCGAAGAGGCAAUCGCUUGUGCAGCUAUUUUUGGAGCGAAUUCUGUACCUACUUGUGCUGCUGCCACUAGCUACUCCCGGUCUAUUGCUAAAUUUGCCCUACUACUUUGUUGGAUCGAAGAUGAACAGUCUUGCAGGAUUUGUGGAAUCUAAAUCUAUGUUCAAGAUCUUUGCCGCCGGUGUGCUGGUGCCUCUACAGUGGCUUUUACUGAUCCUUUCAGCUUGGUACUUUCUUGGGUCUUCUUAUGCGUACACGCUGGCGGUGGGAUUGCCACUGCUACUUUACUCGCACAUUCGCGUGUUAGAAGAGAGUCGGUCGAUUGUCGAAAACGUCUAUUUUCUCUUUAACAUUACGGCACAUGCCGAUCAGGUCGCAGUGCUUCGAAAGAAGCGUGAGUUGCUUGCGGAAGAGGUUUACGAGUUGGUGACUGCAUACGUGGAUGCCAAGUUUCUUUCAGCCGUGCACAAGUCUCUUGCCAGUUCACCUGUGAAUCGGCGGCUGCGUCAUCGUGCCUCUUCUACCAGCGACACCUUUUUGCACGACGACGAUACGUGA
This is a messenger RNA of Peronospora belbahrii, 1542 nucleotides long. Lineage: Eukaryota; Oomycota; Peronosporomycetes; Peronosporales; Peronosporaceae. The record is from the annotation of a GenBank genome assembly.